Alosa alosa (allis shad) is the source of this 2016-nucleotide messenger RNA. Its product is annotated as cyclin-dependent kinase-like 2. The transcript has 11 exons. Gene Ontology annotation, molecular function: ATP binding; cyclin-dependent protein serine/threonine kinase activity. NCBI's taxonomy places the organism in Eukaryota, Metazoa, Chordata, Actinopteri, Clupeiformes, Clupeidae. Gene Ontology annotation, biological process: protein phosphorylation. The coding region runs from base 77 to 1546 and encodes 489 amino acids. Gene Ontology annotation, cellular component: nucleus. The record is from RefSeq and is a predicted model, not a curated record.
AUUAAGGCUGGCUACAAUUACACAACAAAGACAUCGCUGUUUUGCGCAGGUGAAGCGCAGCACCAGCUCACACUUGAUGGAAAAAUAUGAGAAUUUGGGGCUUGUCGGAGAGGGCAGUUACGGAAUGGUGAUGAAGUGCCGCAACCGCGAGACCGGAAAGAUUGUGGCUGUGAAGAAGUUUUUGGAGAGUGAGGAUGACAAAAGCGUGAAGAAAAUCGCACUCCGCGAGAUAAAGAUGCUGAAACAACUGCGGCAUGAGAACUUGGUCAGCUUGCUGGAGGUGUGCAAGCGGAGACGCCGCUGGUACCUGGUGUUCGAGUUUGUGGACCGGAACCUGCUGGAUGAGCUCGAGUUCCACUCCUCUGGGCUGGAGAAGAGCCGAUGCCGGGCCUAUCUGUACCAGAUCCUGAGGGCUCUCAGCUACUGUCACCAGCACAAUAUCAUCCACAGGGACGUGAAGCCGGAGAAUGUUCUGGUGUCACAGCAGGGCGUGGUCAAAUUGUGUGAUUUCGGCUUUGCACGGACACUGGCGUUGCCGGGGGAGGCCUACACGGACUACGUGGCAACGCGCUGGUACAGAGCGCCUGAGCUACUCGUGGGGGACCCCAAAUACGGCAAGGCUGUGGAUAUCUGGGCUGUUGGGUGUUUGUUUAUGGAGAUGCUGAGUGGGGAACCUCUGUUUCCUGGUGACUCCGACAUUGACCAGCUCUACCACAUCAUCAGAUGCAUCGGUAGUCUCACACCACGGCACCAGGAGAUGUUCUAUAGAAACCCACUGUUCUCUGGAGUCAGUCUUCCUGAGAACCUGCAUUCAAACACUCACACACUCAACAUGCGCUUCCCGACACUCACACAAUCUGCUGCCAGCUUUGCCAAGGAAUGUCUGCAGAUUGACCCUGAUAACAGACCGUGCUGUGUGGAUCUUCAACAGCAUGAGUAUUUUACCAAAGAUGGCUUUAAUGUCAGGUUUCAUCAGGUCCAAAGCUCCAGAGAGGACGUGAAGGAGAGCCAUAGCUGGCUUAAAGGAGCCGUAGCAGCUAAACAGGAGCCAGAGGAGGGGAGGGCCCCUGCCCCUAAAGACCCCCCUUCUAAAGCCAUGGCACAUGUGAAACCCAAUGAGGAUGAGCCAGAGUCCUGCCCCCUCACCAGCCAGGAGCCUGCCUCCUCCUCAAGACCCAUCCCUCCCAUUACCCAGAACCCCCUGACCAUGCCAGGGCCACUUAAGUCCUUUGACAAGACUAAGAAACAUGUCAACAUUCUCAACCGAAUCUCACAGCAGUCUGUGUCCAGCCACCUUGCCGUACAGAUACCCAGUGAGAGAAGUUUGGUGUGUGAGCGGUCAGUUGGGACCGUGAUGAAGAGAAGGGACACACACACACAUCGGGAAGAUAUCCGACUCCCGGAACUCAAGAACACACUGCUGCCAGAGCUCAGAGGAACAGAGGGAAAACACAAGUGGACUAAAGAGAAGGAUCAGAAGCGAGAGACAAAGAUCCCAUCUCUAGCGGCAGUGGACCUGCACUGCAAUACACAUCUGGGCAUAUGAGGAGAUAAUCACACAGAACAACAUUCUGAUGCUUUCCACAUGCCCCUCUUCACAUUGGGAAAUACCUUGUUGAAAUACCACACGUAUACUGCAAAAGCUCUGCAUUGCCUACAUGUUGUAUUUCAUCACUGUUGUGAAGACAACAAUUUGAGUUGAUGUACAAAGCUGUUUAUGUUGGACCAGGGAAAAGGACAGAUAUUGCUCAGUGGGCAGAACUCAAACUCCUUAUGCUUUAAGAGUUGAGCUUGUUCAGGGGUAGAAUAGACGAUAUCCCAACCUGUUACAUGUUUUUAUUGUAUAUUUUGUGAAAGCAUAAGGAGACUGUGAUAGACUUUUACAUAUUAAAAGGGAAUAUUAUACAAAUGCUAAAUUUACCGCAUAGUUUAUUAUUUUUGUACAAAAAAUUGCAGUGUUCCCUAUACAUGUAUAAAUAUUCUCAUUUUGCUGCUUUUUGUGUCAAUAAAGAAUAA